Messenger RNA from Staurois parvus, 391 nucleotides. NCBI's taxonomy places the organism in Eukaryota, Metazoa, Chordata, Amphibia, Anura, Ranidae. The record is from the annotation of a GenBank genome assembly.
AAAAUACUAUUUAACCACCUCCCAUCCAGCCCAUGUAUAUAAACGGCCGGACAGGAGCAGUGCAGGGUCGGGUGGCCAUUUAUAAACGUCCUCCCCGCCCCCUGCUUGUGUGCGCUCCCUGGAAGCGUAAAGCACUGCGAUCCGGUGCCUGCUGUGUCCUCUGGAUACAGUGGAACACUGAUCAUUGUGCGGGACCUCUGUGUGAGGUCCCAAUCAUGUGAUCACUGAUUGGCCAAUCAGUGACCACAUGCAAAGUAGUAAGCAAGAUGUCACUUGUGACAUCAUUGCUUACUACGUGUGAAAUCUGUGAAUGAUCACAGAGGUCACAUGGUACAAGGCUAUUCACAACAGCCUUGUACCAUGUGACAAACUGUGACCAAUCACAGCUCGC